Messenger RNA from Cololabis saira (Pacific saury), 1260 nucleotides. RefSeq names its product cyclin Dx (gene ccndx). Gene Ontology annotation, biological process: mitotic cell cycle phase transition; positive regulation of G1/S transition of mitotic cell cycle; regulation of cyclin-dependent protein serine/threonine kinase activity. The transcript has 6 exons. Bases 1 to 1260 code for a protein of 419 amino acids. The record is from RefSeq and is a predicted model, not a curated record. Lineage: Eukaryota; Metazoa; Chordata; Actinopteri; Beloniformes; Belonidae. Gene Ontology annotation, molecular function: cyclin-dependent protein serine/threonine kinase regulator activity. Gene Ontology annotation, cellular component: cytoplasm; nucleus; cyclin-dependent protein kinase holoenzyme complex.
AUGGAUAUCAUCACAGCUCAACGUCUGGUUGAGGGGACAGAGGAGGGUCUCAGGGAGUGUGCGAGGGACUUUGAAGGAGUUAAGUGUGCAGCUGAUGAGUUUGUGAAGUGGGCUAAUGGGAAGUUGGAAGAGGAGGAGGAGUGUGAGCUGGCAGUGCAGACUGCCCUUCCUGAGAAAAGGUUCAGAAAGAAGAAAAGAAUGCCAGGAGAGCUUGCAGAAGAUGAGCAGCUAGCAUCAGCUGAUACUGACUUCAAGUACAAUCUGCUAACUGAUGCCUACCACGUGAUUGGACUGGCCUACAAGUUGCUAUUAACACUGUCCAUCACACAAGUAGCCUCCCAGCAGGCAGUAAAGAUGGAGAGAUCUCUUUGGUGUGAGGAGGCCGAGGGGGAGCAGAGUCCACAAACCUCCGGGAGCGACUCGCCUCAGCUGCGAGCUCCCUGGGACCCCACGGUGUCGGGGCACCGGGUGAUCCAGAGCCUCCUUCACGUGGAGGAGAGGUACAUGCCGUCCAUGCUUUACAUCACCCUCAUCCAGCGGGACCCGGAGCGCCGGGAGGAGCUCACCAAAUGGGCCCUGGAGGCGUGCUGCGAUUGUUGCUGCGACGAGGCCGUCUUCCCCCUGUCCGUCUCUCUGAUGGACAGGUUCCUGUCUGCUACUCUGUCCCUGCCCAUCUCCCCCUACUGCCUGGCCGCCGGCUGCAUCCUGAUCGCCUCCAAGCUCGCCGAGUGUGACAACGUCACGGCUGACGCUCUGUGUGCAGCAGCCGAGUACAGUUUCCAGCCGUCUAACCUGCGGGAGAUGGAGCGUAUCAUCCUUGCCACCCUGCGGUGGGACACGGCAGCGGUGACCCCUCAGGACUUCCUCCCGCACUUCGUGGCCUCCGUAGAGGAGCGAGGAGACUCCCAGCAGGAGCCGCUCUCCACCCUGCGCCGCCACGGCGACACGCUGGCCGCCAUGUGUGUCUGCGACUCCCGUUUUCUGGGAGCUCCGCCGUCCCUCGUUGCCGCAGCGUCGCUGAACUGUGCCCUGCGAGGACUGGGCAACAAGGGACCAACUCAGCUGGCUCUGGUCAGCGAAACGCUGGCCGACCUGUGCCAGACAGACCCGGCGGUGCUGCAGUUCUACAGUGAGAAGAUUGAAGACGCCCUGCGACAGCGGCUGAGGGCUGGACUGCAGCAAGGCCCCACGGAGAAGGGUGAAGAGGUGGAGGACGAAAGGCCUGGAACACCAACUGAUAUGACAGCAGUUGAUUUCUAG